Messenger RNA from Mercenaria mercenaria, 7198 nucleotides. RefSeq names its product CAD protein-like. Gene Ontology annotation, cellular component: cytosol; cytoplasm. NCBI's taxonomy places the organism in Eukaryota, Metazoa, Mollusca, Bivalvia, Venerida, Veneridae. The transcript is spliced from 44 exons. Gene Ontology annotation, biological process: UTP biosynthetic process; L-citrulline biosynthetic process; 'de novo' pyrimidine nucleobase biosynthetic process. The coding region runs from base 198 to 6947 and encodes 2249 amino acids. Gene Ontology annotation, molecular function: aspartate carbamoyltransferase activity; metal ion binding; ATP binding. The record is from RefSeq and is a predicted model, not a curated record.
UUUCUAUGUUGGCCUUGGGACAUCUAUACCAAGAUAAGACCGCACAAGUUGCCCCCCUUUCAGACAUGGCGGCGAUGCCAAACUGAGAGCAUCGUGUCUUGUAUAAUUCGACGAUUUUACUUUGAAAAGAGUAAGUUUGAUAGACAAAUUUUAUUCACACGUGAACCGAUCCCAGGCCCGGUCAGUUGGUGCAAAAAAUGACGAAGACCUCGCUUAUUUUAGAAGAUGGGACAGUCUAUGAGGGCAGCUGCUUUGGAGCUGAAGACAGCGUGCCUGGUGAAGUUGUAUUUCAGACAGGCAUGGUUGGUUAUGCAGAGUCACUUACAGAUCCAUCAUACAGAAAACAAAUUCUCGUGCUUACAUAUCCACUGAUAGGGAAUUAUGGGAUACCAGAGGAAGAGGUUGAUGAUUUUGGUCUCAUUAAAUGGUUUGAAUCAGAUCAGAUACAUGUGGCAGCACUGGUUGUUGGUGAUGUUACAGAGGAAUACAGUCACUGGAGUGCUGCAAAGUCUUUGUCUAAAUGGUUGGAAGAUCACAAUAUCCCUGGCAUUUAUGGAGUAGAUACUCGAAGUUUAACAAAGAAGAUUCGACAGACUGGUACAAUGCUUGGUAAACUAAUUGUUAAAGGGACAGAUCCAGAUUCUGUUCCGUUUAUGGACCCGAAUGAUCUUCACCUUGUGAAAGAAGUCUCCAUAAAGGAGCCAAUAUCAUACAACAGUGGAGGAGAUGUGAAGAUAGUUGCUCUAGAUUGUGGUAUAAAGUACAACCAGAUAAGAUGUUUGUGUGAGCGUGGGGCCAGUGUUACUGUCGUGCCUUGGGAUAACCCACUCAACUUGAAAGAUUUUGAUGGUCUGUUUUUGAGCAAUGGUCCAGGCAAUCCAGAAAUGUGCGAGUUGGCCAUAGGAAACAUUAGAGAGGUUGUGAACUCUGAGAACAUGAAGCCUGUGUUUGGUAUCUGUCUGGGCCAUCAGUUACUGUCGCUAGCCAUAGGAGCAUCUACACAUAAAAUGAAAUAUGGGAACAGAGGACACAACCAACCCUGCACUUAUUGUGGAUCCAUCCGUUGUUACAUUACUACACAGAAUCAUGGCUUUGCAGUGGAUGCUUCCACUUUACCUGAGGGGUGGUCAGCAUUGUUCACAAAUGCCAAUGAUAAAACAAACGAGGGUGUGGUACACGAUAGCAAACCUGUAUUCAGUGUGCAGUUUCAUCCAGAACAUAUGGCAGGGCCUCGUGACUUGGAACAUUUGUUUGAUGUAUUCCUAGAUCAAGUGAGGGCUUUUAAACAAAUGAGAUACAGUCCUACCAUCAAGGAAAGGUUACAUGGUGUGUUGAGAAGCCCAGUUCCAGUCUCGGAGAUUAUAACGGAAAGACCGAGAAAAGUUCUCUUGUUGGGCUCUGGUGGACUGUCCAUUGGACAGGCAGGAGAAUUUGAUUACAGUGGGUCACAGGCAAUUAAAGCAUUAAGAGAGGAAGGUGUCCAGACAGUACUGAUCAAUCCAAACAUUGCCACAGUGCAGACAUCUAAAGGGAUGGCAGAGAAAACAUAUUUUCUACCUUUAACACUUGAAUAUGUAUCACAGGUUAUCAGAAAUGAGAGACCUGAUGGUAUACUGCUAACAUUUGGUGGUCAGACGGCACUGAAUUGUGGAGUCCAGCUGACAAAUGCCGGGAUACUGGACAAGUAUAAUGUCCGAGUCUUGGGUACGCAAGUCAAGUCUAUUGAGUGGACAGAGGACCGGAAGGUGUUUGCGGAAAAAAUGGCUGAGAUUAAUGAGCAUGUGGCACCGAGUGAGGCGGCAUUCAGUGUUGAUCAGGCUGUGAAAGCUGCUGGUAGAAUUGGUUACCCUGUGUUGGUGCGGGCAGCAUUUGCCCUGGGUGGGCUUGGAUCAGGGUUUGCAGAGAACGAGGAAGAACUGAUGAACCUUGUGACUGCAGCAUUUGCUCACACAAGUCAGGUGUUGAUAGAUAAAUCACUGAAAGGCUGGAAAGAAGUGGAAUAUGAAGUGAUACGAGAUGCAUAUGACAAUUGUAUUACGGUAUGUAACAUGGAGAACGUUGAUCCUCUGGGUAUCCACACUGGAGAGUCUAUUGUUGUGGCCCCUAGUCAGACUCUUACAAACGUAGAGUACAACAUCCUCCGGUCCACGGCCAUCAAGGUGAUCAGGCAUCUGAGGAUUGUGGGAGAAUGUAACAUACAGUAUGCCCUUAACCCAGAAUCUCAGGAGUAUUUCAUCAUUGAAGUAAAUGCCCGUCUAUCAAGAAGUUCCGCUCUAGCCAGUAAAGCUACAGGAUACCCUCUGGCGUAUGUAGCGGCAAAACUGUCACUCAACAUUCCUCUGUCAGAAUUGAAGAACUCAGUUACAAAUUCUACAACUGCUUGCUUUGAACCAAGUCUGGAUUAUUGUGUAGUAAAAAUUCCUAGAUGGGAUUUGAGGAAGUUUUCCCGGGUUUCAUGUAGAAUUGGCAGUUCUAUGAAGAGUGUAGGAGAGGUGAUGGCUAUAGGUCGGAGGUUUGAGGAGGCAUUCCAGAAAGCUCUGAGGAUGAUGGAUGAAUCACUGCUCGGGUUUGAUCCACACAGUAUGGAGGCGUCUGACUCCGAAUUGAACGAGCCUACAGAUAAAAGGAUCUUAGUUCUGGCAGCGGCCCUUCAGGCAGGUUACAGUAUCGACAGAUUAUAUGAGCUGACCAAAAUAGACAGAUGGUUCCUGCACAAGUUUAAAAACAUCACAAAUAUAUACAGUAGUCUGCAAGAAUACAAAGGAAAGGCUAACCAGAUACCAUAUGAGAUGAUGAAAAGUGCCAAACAACUUGGCUUCUGUGAUGAACAGAUUGCGCGUUCCAUUGAAAGCACAAACUUUUUAGUGAGACAGAUUCGGCGACAAAACGGAAUCACGCCAUAUGUUAAACAGAUAGACACAGUAGCUGCGGAGUGGCCUGCCCAGACCAAUUAUCUCUACCUUACAUAUAAUGCCUCUGACCAUGAUCUAAGCUUUAAUGGUGGGCACAUUAUGGUGUUGGGAAGUGGUGUGUAUAGAAUUGGAAGUAGCGUAGAAUUUGAUUGGUGCGCUGUGAACUGUAUCAUGGAACUUAGAAAGAUGGGGUACAAGACAAUAAUGGUUAACUACAACCCAGAGACAGUGAGUACAGACUAUGACAUGUGUGAUAGACUCUACUUUGAUGAAAUCUCCUUUGAGACUGUAAUGGACAUUUACAUGCUUGAGAACCCGGAGGGAAUCAUUCUCUCUGUCGGUGGACAAUUACCCAAUAAUAUAGCAAUGCCUUUACAGAGAAAUAAGGCUAGAAUUCUUGGUACAACACCGGAAAUGAUUGACAAUGCUGAAAACAGAUUCAAAUUUUCACGUAUGUUGGACAACAUGGGUAUAAGCCAACCAAGAUGGAAAGAACUCUCUACAAUAGAGAGUGCAAAACAGUUCAGUGAUGAGGUUGGAUUCCCUUGCCUGGUCCGACCCUCCUAUGUGCUGAGUGGAGCUGCCAUGAAUGUAGCGCAUAAUCACGCUGACCUGGAGAACUACCUGUCACAAGCCAGCGCUGUCUCUAAGGAACACCCCGUCGUCAUCUCCAAGUUUAUCCUUGAAGCCAAGGAGAUAGACGUGGAUGCUGUAGCGAGUGACGGAGAAGUUGUGUGUAUGGCUGUCUCGGAACAUGUGGAGAAUGCUGGAGUACAUUCAGGGGACGCAACUCUUGUCACACCACCACAAGAUCUUAACGAGGAAACUCUUGCCAAGAUAAGGUUGAUUUGUUGUGCUAUAGGUCGUGCUCUAGAAGUAACAGGACCAUUCAAUAUACAGCUUAUUGCUAAGGAUAAUCAGCUGAAGGUCAUUGAGUGCAAUGUAAGAGUGUCAAGGUCAUUUCCUUUUGUAUCAAAGGCACUUGACCAUGAUUUCAUUGCCAUGGCAACCAGGGUGAUAAUGGGAGAGGUUGUAGAUCCUAUCAACGUACUUCAUGGUGUUGGACGGGUUGCCUGCAAGGUGCCUGUAUUUUCAUUCUCACGUCUCCAAGGAGCUGAUGUAUUGCUGGGUGUGGAGAUGGCCAGCACUGGGGAGGUGGCAUGUUUUGGCGAGAACAGAUAUGAGGCGUACCUUAAAGCACAGUUAGCAACAGGAUUUAAGAUUCCAAAACAAAAUAUUUUGGUGUCCAUAGGGAGCUACAAGCACAAAAGUGAGCUUAUUCCAACAAUGAGGACCUUAGUUGACCUAGGUUAUACACUGUAUGCCAGUAUGGGAACUGCAGACUUCUAUAAUGAACAUGGAUUUAAGGUGAAGCCUGUUGACUGGCCCUAUGACGACUUCAAUGCUGAUGACAAAAUGAACGGGAACCAGCUUACUAUUGCAGACUACCUGGCCGAGAACAAGUUUGAUCUUGUGAUUAAUCUCCCUUUACGAAGUGGCAGCCAGAGGGCGUCGUCUUUUGUUACCCAGGGUUACAAGACAAGAAGAAUGGCAGUAGAUUAUUCAGUCCCACUGAUCACAGAUGUGAAGUGUACUAAACUGAUAGUGGAGGCUCUGAGAAGGUUGAAGACAGCCCCGCCAAUGAAGACUCACAUUGAUUGCAUAGCUUCACAGAGAGUUGUAAAACUGCCAGGACUGAUUGAUGUGCAUGUACAUGUUCGGGAACCAGGUGCAACCCAUAAGGAAGACUGGAGCUCUUGCACGGCUGCUGCGCUGGCAGGUGGAGUUACCAUGAUACUUGCCAUGCCAAAUACCAACCCACCAACAGUUGAUGAGGCUGCCUUUGCUUUGACACAGAAACUGGCAAGAUCCGGAGCACGUUGUGACUUUGGUGUGUUCGUAGGCGCAAGUAGAGACAACUAUACCAGUCUACCAUCUAUAGGAAACAUGGCCGCUGCCCUAAAGAUGUACCUGAACGAAACUUUUACAACACUGAAGCUGGACGAUAUAUCAGUCUGGAUGAAGCAUUUUGAACAUUGGCCCAAAAAUUUGCCUCUUUGCACACAUGCUGAGGGGACCCACACGGCAGCUGUUAUACUGUUAGCGGAGCUGUACAAGAGACCCGUACACAUCUGCCAUGUGGCACGCAGGGAUGAGAUAUUAGUGAUAAGAGCAGCAAAGGAGAGAGGAAUACAGGUGACAUGUGAGGUGGCUCCACAUCAUCUCUUCUUGACCUCAGAUGACCUUGAUAAUAUAGGUCAGGGUCAGGGACAGGUCAAACCACCACUGGUUACUAAGGAAGAUCAGGAGGCAUUGUGGGAAAAUAUGGCAAUUAUUGAUUGUUUUGCUACAGAUCAUGCUCCACAUACAAGUGAGGAGAAGAACAGCUCUAAACCGCCACCAGGAUUUCCAGGUCUCGAGACAAUGUUACCCUUGCUUCUAACAGCUGUCAAUGAAGGCAGACUCACAAUGGAGGACUUGAUUGAAAGAUUGUACACAAAUCCGAAGAAGAUAUUCAACUUACCUGACCAGCCCGAUACAUAUAUUGAAGUGGAUCUCGAUACAACAUGGAUCAUUCCAAAGGCCAUGAAGUUCAGUAAGGCACAGUGGACUCCGUUUGCAGGUCGAGGUGUGACAGGAAUGGUCCGCAGAGUUGUCCUGCGAGGGGAGGUGGCCUAUAUUGAUGGAGAGGUGUUAGCCAAGCCAGGCUUUGGUCAGGAUGUUCGAUGUAUGCCAAUGAAGCCCACGGCUCCUGUUCAAGACCAGUUGUCCAUUGCUAUACCAGUUGUGUCACGUCCUCCAUCUGAGCCCCCAAGUCCAGUACGAAGACUUUUACCAGACAGAUACACUUUCCCAUCUGUUCCUAAACCCACCAGGGUGGUGGAUAUGCACAAUUUAUAUGAGAGAUCAGAUGGGCAACAUAUUCAUGGUACAAGUAUGCAUGAUGUAACAGCACCAUUACGUCAUGGAUCAGAAUGUUCUGUUUCACCGUCUAAGGACCUGAGAGAUUCUGCACGUGGGGAUGUCGGGGAUGGAGCUCGCCGAGACCUGGGUUUCUCACCACAGCAUAUACCACAGGUGCAGUCAGUAGCUAUGCCACAUAUCACCCCAGGGCUGACAGGCCACCAUGUUCUCUCAGUAACUGCAUUUAACAGAGAUCAGUUACAUCAGCUGUUCAACCUGGCUCAUCAUUUCCGUGCUGCAGUACAGAGAGACAGACCACUAGACUAUAUCCUUAAGGGUCGAGUGAUGGCCUCCAUGUUCUUUGAAGUAAGUACGAGAACAAGUUGUUCAUUCUCAGCUGCCAUGCACAGACUCGGAGGCUCUGUCAUACAUUUUGAUGAAGCUUCUUCAUCAGUGAAGAAAGGAGAGUCACUGGAUGACACUGUUCAGACAAUGUGUGGAUACAGUGACGUACUUGUCAUCCGCCACCCAGUACCAGAUGCUGUACAGAGCUCCGCCAAUAACUGUCUCAAACCCGUCAUUAAUGCAGGUGAUGGUACUGGGGAGCACCCAACCCAGGCAUUGCUGGAUGUGUUCACGAUCAGAGAGGAGAUUGGAACUGUCAAUGGUUUAACUAUAACGAUGGUUGGAGAUCUGAAGAAUGGACGUACAGUUCACUCCUUGGCUCGACUAUUAACCAACUACCGUGUCAACAUUCGAUAUGUCUCACCACCAAGUUUGAAGAUGCCUACGGAAGUAGUUAAUUAUGUCUCCAGCAAAGGUACCCACCAGGAGGAGAUGGUUUCUUUGGAAGAUGCUCUACUCGAUACAGACGUUCUGUACAUGACCCGCAUACAAAAGGAACGGUUUAAGUCUGAGGAAGAGUACGAAAAGGUGUGCGGGCAGUUUAUUGUAACACCAGAAUUGAUGACAAAGGCAAAGAAACGUAUGGUUGUAAUGCAUCCAUUGCCGAGGAACUUUGAAAUCAGCCCUACGUUCGAUACUGACCCAAGGGCAGCAUACUUCAGGCAGGCAGAGAAUGGCAUGUAUGUGAGAAUGGCUCUGCUAGCAUUGGUCCUUGGGAAGUGCUGAAAUGUUGAAAGUAUGGAUACAAGGUUGUAAAACUCAGUUUGAGGACCAGUCUCAAAAUUCAGCUUUGUUAUUGGUCAUUUUCAAAUUGAGCUGAGAAUUAACCUAUCAAAGGCUUGAAAUUUUAGACUGGUUUUAAAACCUUGGUCCCUGAGGUCUUUAAAACAGGAAGUGAUCUCAACAUGUGGUUAGAGGUCUUACCAAAGACAUCUGUUUGUACAAAAAAAGAUACAUUUCUUUGGAACUGAAUAUUA